AAAGCGUCGCAUACGUUGACAUCGCUACCGGUGGUAAAAGGAUUUCCGUCAACAACAAAUAAAUUUAAUCAAAACAUCAAUGAGGAGCGGAAACUGGUUAUUCGUGAUCUUUCAAGCUCUUCGGGGAGUGUAAAACAUAUCCGUCCAAAACUGUUUUCAGUAUUUGCAUCUGUACAACAAGUUUGACACUGAAGGAUGAACCCUCAGGUGGCACGCAGGGGCAUCAGCGUCCAGCAGUCUGACCUGAUGUGUAAGAGAGGAUGCGGUUUCUACGGUAACGCCGUCUGGCAGGGCCUCUGCUCCAAAUGCUGGCGAGAGGAGAACCAGUGCACCAGAGCCAAGCAGAUAGAGGACGACAGGGCACUGGCCGAGAGGUUACAAAGAGAGGAGGAAGUGGCGUAUGCAAGCAGCCGUGAGGAGGUGCGUUCACAAACAGCCUCCUCCAAAACAAACAGCGUGCCCAUGGUGAAGAGGCUUUUUACCUCCGCUCCCAAAACACCCGCAAGGAGAGAUGCAGGAGCUCCAAAGACGUCUGUGAGCCAGAGCACGUCCCUCAGCCGACAGCCCAGCGCAGAAUGUGACCAUGUUACACAACACUUCAUUGACUUCCUGAAGACCUUCCAGAGACCUGGAUAUGACAUUUUUAAACAGUGCCAUGCCUUCGUUGAAAAUAUUGCACACAAAAAGGUGGCUGUAGGUGGUGAAAAUUUCACAGAUUCUGUGCAGGAUUUCUAUCAAAACAUGUCAGAAUACCUACAAGCCAACUUAAAAGGCUCUCCAGAUUUGAUGGAGACAGUGAUGGAUGAGGUGGAGCGGUAUGUGAUGGGUCGUCUAUAUGAGCAGCUCUUCUGCCCUGAUCACACAGAUGAUGAGAAGAAAGAUUUAGCCAUCCAGAAGAGAAUCAGGUCUUUGCACUGGGUGUCCAUUGCGAUGCUGUGUGCUCCAGUAGACGAGCAGAUCCCUAAAGUAUCAGACAGUGUGGAGAGAGCCAUAACAGACCUGAUCGACUUGGACUCUAAAAGGGUUCCUAAGGAUAAGUUGGCGUGUGUCACCAGGUGUAGUAAACACAUCAUGACCGCCAUCCAGGGCAGUAAGAAAGCUGCCGCCUCAGCAGAUGACUUUCUGCCCACUCUCGUCUAUAUCGUGCUGAAGGCCAAUCCGCCCCGAUUGCACUCCAACAUCCAGUACAUCACCCGCUACUGCAACCCCAGCCGCCUCAUGACUGGAGAGGACGGCUAUUACUUCACUAACCUAUGCUGUGCCGUGGCGUUCAUCGAGAAGCUUGAUGCGCAGUCGCUGAACCUGAGUCAUGAAGACUUUGAGCUCUACAUGUCUGGUGCGUCGUCUCCGUCGGGUCCCAAAGCCAUUUCAUCUGGCCACAGCUCACAGAACGGCUUCAGAGAGGAGCGCUGCACGGCUGCCCCACAGGUGGACCAAAGGACGGAUCUGGUGUCAGGAGCAGGGGUUCGACAGGAGCGGAGAGCAGAGGAGACGCGGCCUCUGGAAACGGACCUCAUCGAAUGGAGGGAUGGCCAGGAACUCUCAGUACUGGGCAUUUUGGAAGGGCCUCCCAUACGGACACAAACCUCUACCACAUUCACUAUUGACUCGGAUAACGUAGGCGGCGACAGUCUGCCUCCUCCGUUACAGCCGCAGAAGUUUGCAGGAUAGCUCCCAUCUUAACUAGGCACAGACUAACAACAACUGGUGAUUCGUUCCCACGGUUCUCUCUGCAGGUUAGUGGUGGUCUCUGUACCUGUAAUGGGACUGAACACAAUUCACACUUCAGCUCUUUAUAGGGUGAUCAGCAGUCAUGUCCCGUUUAUAUUUUACUCCAAAAUAAAAACAAAUAAUAAGAAGAGAAUUUGAAGUCUAGUUAUAGGACCAUUAUGAUUUUUUGAGGUGUUGUGAAAAAAAUAAUAACACUUGAUAUUAAGUAUUUAUACGUGACGGUGGUAUUGGCUGUACCGCGUUUCAUUUGUGUAAAUAUCAAUGUUAAAAAUUGUAUUGCAUUAAUGAGAAUCACUACUGAGAAUGAGAACCACAAAGAAAAAGAGAAAUGUUUUAUGUUGUUCUAAAUAUCAUCAAAAAAAAUCUCAAAAAUAGGCAUAAUUUCUAUUAAUUUUGGGGUGAAAUAUGGCGUGGGAAUGUUAUCAUGAAAUAUAGAUGUAUUGAUUCUCUUCCUGACCUCCUUUUAAAAUUUUCCGUUCACUUUAAAUAGGACAAGAAGAGUGUGAAUUUAGACAGACGGUGGGUGUAAGUUAUAAUUUGUUUAAAUCUAUUGUUUCUUGCACUGAUUUUAUUUCUUUAUGCAGGUCACUGAAGUUUGAGAAUGCAUAACUUAUUAGUAUAUAUAAUUUAUUUCAGUUUUUCCUGACUUUGGAUCUCUGCAUCCAAGUUUUCUGGCCGUUAUUUUCAGCAUUUGUGGUCUUUUGAAUGAAGGAUUAAUAACAAGGACGAAACUGGUGUGGGUUAGAUUAAUGUAACUACCCUUUUAGUAUAACUGAGAAUCUGGUGUGAAGUGAACUUUACUGUGGUCAUUGUUAUGCUAGGAUUUGUUAAGGCAUGCUGUGAUGAACAGUAGUUAUGCUACAGGCAAAGCUUGAAUCCCAGGUGUGGUUUAAUGAACACCAGCGCAUUAGUAAACAAUUUACUCGUACAAAAAAUGAAUCUUUAACAUGGUACUAUUUAAAAAUUUAUAACCAAAUAUUUAUUUUCUGUAUAUGUAACUUUCGAGAAAUGUUGUUACAGUAUGAAAAAAAAAAAAAACAUUUUAUGAUUUAGUGAGUUAAUUAUUUUAAACAUACCUUUUGACCCUUUGUUCUAUGAAAAAUAUUGCUUAUGCAUGCAAAGUUACAGUUUUGCUGUGGUAUGUGGUAUCCUGUUACAGACAGUUUGUAACCUCAUUUAGUCAUCUGAAUGAUCUGGGUAUGAAGCCGGAAAUAUGCUAUUUAAACAGACAUAAAUAAAAUGAUCUAC
Labeo rohita (rohu) is the source of this 2979-nucleotide messenger RNA. It is a transcript of the gene rabgef1l, whose product is annotated as RAB guanine nucleotide exchange factor (GEF) 1, like. The record is from RefSeq and is a predicted model, not a curated record. The transcript is spliced from 9 exons. Gene Ontology annotation, cellular component: cytosol; endocytic vesicle. Gene Ontology annotation, molecular function: zinc ion binding; guanyl-nucleotide exchange factor activity; small GTPase binding. Gene Ontology annotation, biological process: vesicle-mediated transport. Bases 196 to 1671 code for a protein of 491 amino acids. NCBI's taxonomy places the organism in Eukaryota, Metazoa, Chordata, Actinopteri, Cypriniformes, Cyprinidae.